CCUUAUUGUGUCUAGCGUCAUACAGGUCUAUUUACGAACGGGGAAAUAACGGGGAAUUGGGAGUGAAAAAAUACCGUUUUGGAAUUACGACUUUGUGGAAAAUAUGGAGUUUCUCAUAGGAAGCCCCUUCUCUUCUCCUGUUGGACAACGAAUUGAACGAGCCACCAGCGCCGCGCUGCAUGCAGAGGACUGGGCCCUUAACAUGGAGAUAUGUGACAUCAUCAACGAGACAGACGAAGGACCCAAAGAUGCAGUCAAAGCCAUAAAGAAGAGGAUUGUUGGUAAUAAGAGCUUCAUGGAGAUCAUGUUGGCUUUGACAGUUCUGGAGGCAUGUGUAAAGAACUGUGGCCACCGGUUCCAUGUUCUAGUGGCGUCCCAGGACUUUGUGGAGGGGGUUCUGGUCCGAGCCAUCCUGCCCAAGAACAACCCUCCCACCACCCUACACGACCGGGUGCUGAGCCUCAUACAGGCGUGGGCCGAUGCGUUCCGUAGCUCUCCCUCUCUAAAAGGUGUGGUCUGUGUGUAUGAGGAUCUGAGGAGGCGGGGCCUGGAGUUCCCUAUGACCGACCUGGACGCCCUCUCCCCCAUCCACACCCCCCUCAGGAGCAUUCCAGAGAACGACUCCUCUGUUACAGUGCCAGCUCCACCACCUCAGAGUCAGACUCCCCGUGGCCCUGCUGCCUCGUCCCCUACCCAGGCUGCACUGACUGCCGUGCCCCCACAACUCAGCGAUGGACCCAUCUCUAUCUCUCCUGAACAGGCCCAGAAGCUGAGAGUUGACCUGGCUCUGGUCAGGGGGAACCUGACUGUGAUGACUGAGAUGUUGAACCAGUUGACGCCUGGACAGAGCCUGCAGGAGGACUCGGAGCUACUGCAGCAGUUGUACCAGGUGUGCAGAGAGAUGCAGAGCCGUGUGGUGGAGCUGAUCCCCAGGCUGCUGGACGAGGGCCUCAUAGAGGAGCUGCUGGUCGUCAACGAUGACUUAAACAAUGCCUUUAUCCGCUACGACCGGUUUGACAGACUCAAUAAGGCCCAGAGAACAGCUACAGAGCAGCAGACUCCUGCCAGGGCCAACCUCAUUGACCUCAGCCCUGUGCCCCAGUCCCUCAGCCAACCAGCAACCACCUCUGCGGCCGCCAGCCAACCCGCAUUCAGCGCUCCCUCCAAUCAGAGGCAGGCAGCCAACCACACCUGUCUCUGUGCGUCAGGUGCACCAGAGGAGGAUGAGUUUGACAUGUUUGCCCAGACCAGGGGCAGCUCUCUGGCCGAUCAGAGGAAGAGUAUGCGGUACGAGGACCCAGGAGCAGUGGAAGGACUGGCUGGAGCCCUGGACACCAGGUUACAGGUCACUGGAGCGAUUCCUUCGUCUAAGCCUGGCCCUAAGAACUCCACCCUGGGAGACAUUGACAGAUGGCUGUCUGCGGACACAGAAACACAACCAGAGGCUGGGGACAGGGAAGGGCUGACCAGUGAGGAGUUUGACAAGUUUCUGGAGGAAAGGGCGAAGGUGGCCGACCACAUUCCCUCAACACACAGCCUGCCCCCCGUCUCGUCCAGGCCCCCGCCUCAAUCCGCCCAGCCACAGGAGAGCUCCCAUGACCAGCUUUUCUCACUCUGAGAGAACGGCGCAUGCGCAGCACAGGUGGACUCACAGGUGGACACGUAGUCCUAGCCAACACAUAGGAUGAAUACGCACAGUGCCUUGCUACCUCUUUAAUCAUUGUGUUUCUACUAUAAAAUGAAGAUAUUUUUCAGUCUUCACUUUGUGCUGUUGCUGUAGUUAAAGUCUAUGACAUGAUGACAAGCGGUUAUGUUGUGGUGGCACUUUACCUUAUCAAUGUGUAUAUAUAUAUCACCUGAGUAUGCGUGCUUGGUUACACACACUGCGUGGUGGUAUUUUUUUUAUUGAAUCUUUAUUUAACUAGGCAAGUCAGUUAAGAACAAAUUCUUAUUUUCAAUGACGGCCUACACCGGCCUAACCCGGAUACAGUCUGUAUUCUAACCAGGGUGUCUAGUGACACCUCUAGUGCUGAGAUGCAGUGCCUUAGACCGCUGCACCGGAGCCCCCUCUCUGGUAUCACAUCAUUCAAAAGCCUAUACACUGAGGGUACAAAACAUUAAGAACACCUUCCUAAUAUUGACCCCCCCAGAACAGCGGCAAUUUGUCUGGGCAUGGACUCUUCAAGGUGUUGAAAGCGUUCAACAGGGAUGCUGGCCCAUGUUGACUCCAAUGCUUCCCACAGUUGUGUUAAGUUGGGUGGUGGACCAUUGAUACACACAGGAAACUGUUGAGCAUGAAAAACCCAACAGUGUUGCAGUUCUUGACAUACUCAAACCGAUGCGCCUGGCACCUAAUACCAUACCCCAUUCAAAGGCAAUUAAAUAUUGCCAUGAGACAAUCCAUGUCUCAGUUGUCUCAAGGCUUAAAAACCCUUCUUUAACCUGUCUCCUCCCCUUCAUCUACACUGAUCUACACUGAUAAAGUGGAUUUAACAAUUGACCUCAAUAAGGGAUCAUAGCUUAGUCUGUCAUGGAAAGAGCAGGUGUUCUUAAUGUUUUGUACAGACUUGUAAAUAUACACUAUGUAGAUUUCCUGAAUACUGAGACCAGUUGAAUCAAUGCAGAAAGCAAUAUCAACCUUUUUUAAUAGAGAUUCACACUUAAUUCUAAUUCUGAAGUUUGAUAGUGCAGUAUAUGAACUGUGAACUGUAUAAUAUAUAUAUAUAUAUGAAGCCUAGUAUUAUGAAUGAAAAUAAAAUAUUGAUAUUUGAAAACGAUAGUACAGUAUUAUUAUUUAUUAUAGUGAAACCUCAGUCUUGAUACAGUAUGUUGUUGUGGCUUUGACCAUGAAGAGGUGAUUCCAGUAACCGUAAAUGAAAGGGGCUCUUGUCCUGACAAACAUAUUUGGUCUGGGCUGCCAGUUUGUUAUGUUUCAGUCUCUGAGAUUCCGGGUGAGCCACAUGCUGCAGAUACUAGUUAUGUUUGACGUAGCGGGAACUUGUGUGAUUAUGACCUCUCCUGACCACAGGGUUUCUCUACUGUUCCUAGUAGCCUACUGGAGCUACAUACAUGGGAUGGUAUGAGGAAUUAUCAACUGUUUCCAGUACUGUAAGGCCGUUGUGAUAAAAUGAAGGUCAACAACUCACGCCUUUCCACCACGCUUCUCACCACUACAAACCAUCCCCACUAGCGUUGUCUCUCUCCUUUCCUGCUGUGGUGUUUCAGCACGAGGUCUUUGACUGAGUGAUCAUACCAGAGAGACUGUGUGGACAGUAUCCACCCUGUAUCACCCUGUUCAGGUGAUAAAAGAGACUCCUCCCAGCUCCUACUUUAUUGACAUCAGCUCUAUUUGUGUAUUAUUGUGUCCUUGUUCAAGGAUGUGUGCACUGAUACACUGACUGUGUGGGUUCAUGAAGACUCCAAAACAACCAUGUAUUAUGAGAGGAAGACGGAGAAACCACAUUAGACUUGCUAGUGGAGAGGAGCCAGUGAAGUGGGACUGUCCUUUGUACCUAUUGAGUCAAUGCCCUAGGCCUACUACAACUGUGCUUGACUUCACUUUAGACAUCCAUUCUUUGGAAAAUGGAUGUAUUGAUAAAUUCGUUAAGGAGCGUUUUACUGUGCUGGACAUAUCUGGUUGUCUUUCUCACCAGCUCAACUUUAAUGAUUCCCAACCAGGAGCAGGUGCGCAGUGAAACCCCUAUGGGACAAAAGGACACAGAUUUCGAUGAUGUAUCCUUUCUACGGACCAGAUCAAGUAGUUUCGUAUCUUCCUCGCAGCUGAUUCGGCCAUAUUCACUCUCGAUGAAUGAGGAGGAUUACCAUUACGCUCCGAAACCCAAACACCUGCGGCACAACCGGCUCCUGCGCAUUUUGGGCUCGUCUUUUGAUCCGUUCUGGAUGUCCAUAGAACGCCCAGUCGAAGCAAGGGUCGACACCGAUGCGUCUGGUGGUCAAACUGCGUCUCGUGGUGACCCGCCCGCUUUAUCAAACUACACCACCAACGAGGGGUUCAACUUCGACGCGUCUCCAGAGCUGACAGAGGGUGCAGCGCGCUACCAACGAAAACUACAAAACGACGCAGAGGAUUUGGACUUGAGUGAACUUCCUGCAGUCGUUGCCAGCACUCUGCGUGACUGGCUGGUCCGCUCGGCCACCUGUGGAAUGCGCUACCAGUGGGUAAAAUUAGCUCCAGUGUUCUGGCCCCGCUGGUUGCGCCACACCGAUUGCGAAAAAUCUGGUGGCUCGCGGAGUUGCUCUUUCCCCAGUGGGAUGGCAUGCCGGCAGGCCCAAACCACACAGAUAAAGAUACUGGCCUGGCACUGCUGGAGCAGCGAAGAGAGAGGCGGGGAUGGGUUAAGAGAGAUGGCCGGGAUCGACAGGGGGACUGUGGUGAUGGGGACAGGUGUUGCAAGCAGAAAGUGUUUGUGGAGGCAGGUACAUUAUCCUGUGGUCACAGCGUGUAAAUGUUCAUGCAAAUAGUUUUAUUUGAUCGCUGUUAAUCACGAACAUGUAACCUAUUUGGGGUUGGCCUACAUUCAGGAGAUAAUUUAUUUGAACAUCUGAUUGUCAAUGUAGGCUUACGACAAUUUGUUUUGCAAUUGAUUAUCAAGUAUUGUUUGUCCAGCCUUAAAUAAAUAUACCUGUAUACAAUUAAUUCAAUUGGGUUUCGUAAUCAACUUGUUUUCAUUAGUAUGAAAUGAAGCUAUUGGACGAAAAUUGAAUAAACUGAAUGUUUCCAACCAAUGUGUUUUAAUGUGGGGUUUUUGGGUGGACUUUUUUAUUAGAUUUCACAUUUUGUAGCGUUUUUCUAUUUCUGUUACACAGGAUAGCCUACUGUGACGAAAAGAGAUGAAGAUACAACACUGUCCUUCUGCACUGAAUUUAUUUAAUUUGUCAACGCGCGCCAUCUAGUGGUAAUGUCAUAAUACAAAUGGGUCAAUGUCGAUUUUUGCGUAAAUUAGUGGACUCUAAUUUUGAGUUUCAAAUGCAAUUUACACCGCUUGUGUUGCUUGUAUUUCUCGAUGUAUAGGUCUUAUUUGUGAUUGCGCCGUUUUCAGCCCAGUUAUUGCCGGGCGAGAAAGCUUGUGUAACUGUUUUUACUGGUCUCCUGGUUACACCUUGGAUGAAAUAUGGAUGAUUCUUCAUCCAUCCAAGGGUAUUCUUGGGUAGUGUUACCUUGAUUAGUAUUGAAUUAAUGCUGCUACAGUAGCCAGCUACAUCCAUGUGUUCAAAUGAAUUGCCUGUUAGCUCUCUGCUCACUGGUCUUACAGAGAAAGCUCACCCGACUCUUCAGGAGCAAGGCAUACUGCCAAACUACAUCACUGUCAAUCACAUGAGAAAGCCUUCCUGAAGAAGUGAGCGAAACCUCAAGUUUCACCGACUCUAGUACAGUAUGAUGCACACACAUACAUAUAUAGACCGAUGGAUAGAUAGGCCCACAGGGAUAGACAUCGAAACAAGAGUGAUUGAUACAAGUUGUAUGUCUUGUGUAUAAAUAGCAGAAUGGAGAGACAUCCAUGUCAUUGAGCUGUUGAAUAAAUACUGUAUAUAGAUAAAGCUGUGAUAGUCUGAACAAAAUUACAAUUUCAACUACGCUGAACAAAAAUAGAAAUGCAACAUGUAAAGUGUUGGUUCCAUGUUUCAUGAGCUGAAAUAAAUAUCCCUGACAUUUUUAAUACGCACAAAAAUAUUUUCUCAAAAAUGUUGUGCACACAUUUGUUAGUGAACAUUUUUCCUUUUCCGAGCUCUGUUCACAGGAACCAGAAUCCCUCUUAAUGGAGGGAUGGAGGUGGAAAAGGGGGAGAAGUACAAGUUCUGCAGACUGUUUGGCUGUAAAAUAAAAACUGCAAUGGAGAAACGGAUGGAGGAUUGUGAAAAGUAUUGUCUCAGGUGCGGAAUUGUGUCUGUCAUAGUCUGAUACAGUACAUGCUUCAUGUGUCUUUGUUUUACUGUUCUGCCUAAGUUAUGUUUUCAUGUUAUGAUUGUUAAUAUUAACACAUUAGAUGACAAUAUGUUAAAACAUUUGAUAGAAUAUAAAAUCGGAUUUAAAAAGAUUACUUUCUAGAUAACGCUUGUCAUAAUUCUCAAAUGAGUCAAAUGCAUCAGCCUCUGUAGGUCAAGAAUAGGCCUACAUACAAACACAAUGGGUCAUUAGUUGAGUUAUUCUACCUUAAAUAUAUGUCCAUAUUUGCCUCUGCUUCUUCAUAUACAUGAAACUCAAGGUCAAAGCUCUUAGGUGUUCUCUAUUGACCUGGAACCAUAUCUCAACAGUAGAGGAAGUGUGUGUUAUCCGGUUUGCUCUGUAUGUUGCAGAGGAAAGCCACAUCACGUGGCCAGAGUACUCACUCAGGAAAUAACUCGAUCUGUAACUGCAUCUAAAAUAGGAAGUGGUAGCAGUGUUGCCGUGCAAGGAUUUCUCUUCUGUUUCCUCUGUCUUUUGGUUCAUUCUAAUAUGAUGUCAACAUGAUUCAUUUGUAUCAAAAUGUCACAAUUAUUCACAUUAUUUCCAUUUUUUUUAUCAACUGUUUCAAAAUAAAUCUUAUUGUUAUCUGUUUUAACAAAUAUUUUCUGAUUUUUAAAAAACAUUAUUCACGUUGGCCUAUAUGUUAAUGCCAGCUGAUGAACUGAACCACUAGCGUUACAAGGAAGUGUUAACGUGCACAUCUGUCUGCUUCUACCCAUGUUGUGCUGUUAGCUAUUGGAAACGGAGAAUUAUCAAAAUAACAUAAAUCUAAAGAACAGAGCGUGAGAGGUAACCUCUGAGAGACGACAUAAAAACAAAGUUUACUCACCUGUGCAAUGGCGAGUGAACGCUCCCCAAAUGUUUAUGGGGGUCCUCCUCCCCAGUCAGAUCUUAGACUCCUACUGCUUGGGAGAGUAGGAGCUGGGAAGAGUACAGUAGCCAAAACCAUCCUGGGCAGAGAGAACUUCCGGAGUGAAGGAGGCAUGUGUGUGAAGAAGCAGGGUGAGGUGGCUGGAAGGACUGUCACCGUGGUGGACACCCCGGGCUGGAACACUGUGAAAUACACGUCCACACAUAUCAAACAAGAAAUUAAGAAUAGUGUGACCCUAUGUCCUCCAGGACCCCAUGCUCUUCUUCUGGUGGUGCCCAUGGGCGACCCGCUCUCCUCCGCAGAAAGAAAGGCGAUUCGGUAUCACAUGGAGCUAUUGUCAGUUAGGGCAUGGAAGUUUACCAUGGUCUUGUUUGUCAGUGAGGCUGAGGAGAAAUGCACAUCCAUUGAACAGAAUCAGAUGAUCGACAGAGCAAAGACUAUUCUAGCGAAAUGUGGGGACAGACACCAUCUCAUUGAGUGUGGGAAUUCUCCUCCCCAGAUUUCUGAGCUCCUGAUAAAGAUAGACGCCAUGGUAGCAGAAAACUGUGAAGAAUUCUUAAUCCCCCAAGUAUACUAUGAACUGAUGGAGAACAUGCCAAGGGAAGUGACCGAGCUGAGAAGGAUGUAUGAAGACCGAGAGGACAGACUGAAACAGAAAUACAAAAUGGAGUUGAAUGAAAAGGAAGAAGAGCUGAAGAAGUAUAGAGAAGAAGAGAAACCUAAAGAAAGGUUGAUGAAGAGGACAAGUAGCAGUCAACUACUUCCCCCCAGUAUAAGCACAGAGAAGCAGGACGGGUCGGUAAUGGCUGACCAUCAGAAGGUGGACCUACAGGCCGUCAAGCAAGGAUACAGGGAAGAGGCCUUGUCUGUGGUGGGCCACUACGUCAAACCACUAAUAGUGAUUAUGACUGCUGUAGUGGGGGCACUCGUGGGAGCAGUUGCAGGUGCAGAACAUGGAACACUUGGCGCAUGUAUUGGGAUUCCUAUAGGCAUUAUUUUGGCUGUUCUUGUGAGUUAUGCUGUCCGUGGAGCCGCCACAGCAGCAAGGGAUAUUUCCAUCACAGUCAAAGCCGAGGGAAAUGAAAGCCAGAGGAGAGAAGAGCGAGCAGGCUUCUUCUUAGAUUCUCCAAAAUCUAAAAGAUUUGAUAAGGGUCAGUGACACACUUUUGAAUGUCAACACUUUUCUAUUGCUACAGUGUGUAGUGUAUGGACUGUGCUGUAUGGACUGUGCUGUAUGGACUGCUGUAUGGACUCUCAUGGUUCACCUGACUUGACUGGCUGACCCCAGUGAAGAGACAGGACAGAACAUACCCAGGACAUAAAAGAAAGGGUUUUUAUACAAAAUUAGGACGUUCUCCUAACAUUCACAAAAACGCACACCAUCUGUAACAACCACCUUUCCCCAAACAUUCUUGUUAUGUUUCCUGGUAAUGUAAUAACACAAUGUACCAGCAAUGUUUUUUGAACAUGCUGCAACAAAAUGUAUGCGCAACGUUCUGGGAACGUUCUUGCAACAUCAGGCGAAUGUCAUCAGCACAACAGGACUCUCUCAAAUCUCUCUGUCUCUGUCUUUGUCUGUGUAACUUAUGGUUGUUGAGAGGUUUUUAUUAUCGUGUGGGGGUGAAUGUCUGCACCCUUUGCGACCUGAUGGAUUGUGUUUAUCUGAGUCCUACUAUACUAUUAUCUGGUGUAGUCAUGUUGCCCAGUAGCUGUAGAUGUAUAUUUACAGUGACGGCCGCAGAAGAGAAGGAUGAUAGCAGACUUGAGAACUUCAGAAGACAUGAAUCAUAUUCUUCUCAGCUUUUUAAAUGAUCACUGUUCAAGGAUUUCACAGAGACACAUUUAACAUACAGCACAGUAGGCUUGAGCACGAAUGCAUAUAUUUCAGUGAAUUAAAUAAACAAAUGUGAGACGCCAUAUACUCUGUUGCAAUAAAAAAAAGUGAUACAUUGUAAGGAUGAAUUCAAAACGGUUCUGUUUUCAUAUUGUGAUUCAUUUCAAAACUGUAUCACCACAGAAAUUCCUCUGACACACAGUUUUCUCAUACUUGAUCACUCAAAAGUCUGCACUGAGGCGCUCACUAAACCAACCUUUUACAGCGCACCUCACCUUGGUACCCAGCUAACUAGGGGAUUUUUGCACUGAACAUUCUAUUCUGUAUUUAAUUCAUCUUUAACAUGAUUUAUUGAGCUAUAAAUGUUUUCUUUUUUUAUUUCUGAUAUAAAAAACAAAAACACAAAUCCUAAUAUAGAAGCCUAUGUGUCUUUGUUUGAAUGUUUCCUCUAAAUUAAAUGUUUUCAUAUUA
This is a messenger RNA of Oncorhynchus keta (chum salmon), 9141 nucleotides long. RefSeq names its product target of Myb1 membrane trafficking protein-like. NCBI's taxonomy places the organism in Eukaryota, Metazoa, Chordata, Actinopteri, Salmoniformes, Salmonidae. Gene Ontology annotation, biological process: signal transduction. Gene Ontology annotation, molecular function: phosphatidylinositol binding; clathrin binding; ubiquitin binding. The record is from RefSeq and is a predicted model, not a curated record. The transcript has 19 exons. The coding region runs from base 104 to 1618 and encodes 504 amino acids. Gene Ontology annotation, cellular component: endosome; membrane.